GCAGACGGCGGUUCCGGAGCCCGCGGCCCCCAUCCUGACCGAUUCCCUCCGAACCCGGUGUGUGCUAGACCCGGGCCCCCGCGUCGAUCGCGGGAGCUCGUCGGACCCGAGGAGGGGGAGGGGGUCGAGGAACCGGGCCCCUCUGGGAUCACGCGGCCCGGUAGCCUGGCUGCACUCUACACUCUGGCCCAUCUUGGUCAGGGAACAGUCUUCUCUGGGGAAAUCAUCCCUGUCUGGAGAAACAAAGCUGCCCCCAGGCUCUGGCUGAGAACUGCUUUCCCGGGCAUCCACAGCGCCGGCGAUUAUCUCUUGGGCUGGGCCUGCCAGGAUCUUGUGGCCAACAAGGCCUGGAAAGAAGAGUCAGGCUGUGGAGGGGAGGACUCAUCCGGCACAGCAUCUCCUUGAACUGAGAGGGACCCAAGGCAGACAGCCUCCUCCAUGGCAUACCGGCUGCAGAUGCGCCUCCUGACGUGGGAUGUGAAGGACACACUGCUCCAGCUCCGCCGCCCUGUGGGGGAGGAGUACGCAACCAAAGCCCGGGCCCAUGGGCUGGAGGUGGAGGCCACAGCCCUGGGACGAGCCUUUGGACAGGCAUACAAGGCUCAGAGUCACAACCUCCCCAACUACGGCCUGAGCCAUGGCCUCACCUCCCGCCAGUGGUGGCUGGAUGUGGUCCUACAGACCUUCCACCUGGCAGGGGUGCGGGAUGCCCAGGCUGUGGCCCCCAUUGCUGCACAGCUGUAUGAAGACUUCAGCAGCCCCUGCACCUGGCAGGUGUUAGAGGGAGCUGAGACCACCCUGAAGGGGUGCCGCAAGCGAGGUCUGAAGCUAGCCGUGGUCUCCAACUUUGACAGACGGCUUGAGGAUAUCCUGGUGGGUCUUGGCCUGCGGGAACACUUUGACUUUGUGUUGACUUCUGAGGCUACUGGAUGGCCCAAACCAGACCCCCGCAUUUUCCAUGAAGCCUUGCGGCUUGCUCGCAUGGAGCCAGCAGUGGCCGCCCACAUUGGGGACAGUUACCACUGUGAUUACCAGGGGGCCCGGGCUGCAGGCAUGCACAGCUUCCUGGUGGCUGGUCCAGCGCCUCUGGACCCUGCGAUCAGGGAUUCGGUGCCUGAAGAACAUAUUCUUCCCUCACUGUCCCAUCUCCUACCUGCCCUUGGCCGUCUGGAGGGCUCAGGGCCUGGACUAUGAGGGAAGUAGCUCAGUGUCAAUGAACAACCGAGACAGGGAGCCCCUCCUUUCCUCCGCUCUGGACUGGCCUCCUCCCUCCUCCUUCAGCCUCCAUCUAUUUUGACCAUAAAACUGGGCUUUAGCUUUGCCCCACUAA
This is a messenger RNA of Perognathus longimembris pacificus (Pacific pocket mouse), 1330 nucleotides long. RefSeq names its product haloacid dehalogenase like hydrolase domain containing 3 (gene Hdhd3). The record is from RefSeq and is a predicted model, not a curated record. The transcript is spliced from 3 exons. Lineage: Eukaryota; Metazoa; Chordata; Mammalia; Rodentia; Heteromyidae. The coding region runs from base 439 to 1194 and encodes 251 amino acids.